AUGAAGCCGAACAACUUCACUAGUUCAGAAAAAUGGACUGAAACAGAAGAUCUGUUAUGUUUGACGCCAAUUUUUGCAGAUGGGACAGUCAAAUAUUUGAAAGGUUUCUCAGUCUUGAAUAUCCUUCUAUCUAUUACUGCAUUUCUUGGGAACACUCUGAUUUUAGUUGCCAUGCGUAGGGAAUCGAUUUAUCUUCAUCGACCGUCCAAGCUCUUGUUCCGUUGUCUGGCUACGACGGAUCUCUGUGUUGGACUGAUCGCACAACCUGUCGUUGUUGUUUUUCUUCUAUCCCUGGUAUUCAAACGCUCCAAUCUUUGCCGAUUCGCCAUAUCAGCUUCAUCUGUAGUUAACUAUUUGUUGUGCUCCGUGUCUUUGAUGACGAUGACAGCCAUAAGCCUGGACAGACUUCUCGCCCUGAUUUUAAGGAUGAGAUACAGGCAGAUUGUAACUUUAAAACGCGCAUCUUUCGUUGUAGUCAACAUUUGGGUCACAGCCAUAGUUGCAGCAUCACUGUAUCUUGUAAACCCCCGUAUAACAGUCUGGUAUGGCCGAAUAGGUAUACCCAUGUGCUUAACACUUUCAUUCGCAUCGUAUACAAAGAUUUUCCACGCACUUCGUCGUCGGGUCCAAGUACAAGAUCAUGCUCAACAAGAACAACAACUUAACCAUGUUUCUCCACUAAACACAGCUCGAUACAGAAAAGCAGUGUAUAGUUCGCUUUGGGUGCAGGUGGUAUUAGUUGUGUGUUAUCUUCCACAUCACAUAGUAAUAACUUUCUCAACUUAUAGUAGAUUAUCAUCGUCACAGUUGCUUGCAUGGAGUGUAACAGGUCUUUUAGUCUACCUAAAUUCAUCGUUAAACCCACUACUCUACUGCUGGAAGAUAACUGAAGUGAGACAAGCAGUAAAGGAGAUAAUCCGAGGAUCACUUUUAUGUCCCUGGAGUUAGAUUCUUGUCUUAACUGUGAGAGGAAAAUUGUACUAUUUUGAUGUCUCAGUGGAACUCUUUUUUACUACUCCUUUUGCAAUUGU
Molecule: messenger RNA, 1031 nt
Organism: Pocillopora verrucosa
Lineage: Eukaryota; Metazoa; Cnidaria; Anthozoa; Scleractinia; Pocilloporidae
Source: RefSeq, a predicted model, not a curated record